Messenger RNA from Triplophysa dalaica, 1985 nucleotides. RefSeq names its product synaptotagmin-like 3 (gene sytl3). Lineage: Eukaryota; Metazoa; Chordata; Actinopteri; Cypriniformes; Nemacheilidae. Gene Ontology annotation, biological process: intracellular protein transport; exocytosis. Gene Ontology annotation, molecular function: small GTPase binding; neurexin family protein binding. The transcript is spliced from 15 exons. The record is from RefSeq and is a predicted model, not a curated record. Bases 103 to 1887 code for a protein of 594 amino acids. Gene Ontology annotation, cellular component: exocytic vesicle; plasma membrane.
ACCGCUUCUUCGUGUAGUCAUUCAGACAGCCAGCAUCAUUUCAAACUCUUGUUCUGCUUACCUUCUCCAUCGCAUCACCGGUUAUUUUGCAUCAGUUAUUUCAUGAUUUUUCAGAGCAGAGCUGGACCUUCUGAGCCUGGAGACGAUAUGAGGUUAGAACAUCGCUUCUGGACCACAGAUCUGGAGUUAUUUCAGGCUCUGGAGAGGGAAAGUGUCCUGGAGGUUCUGAGAAGAGAUAAAGCGCUGAGAUCCAUUGAAGCCGAGAGAAUCAGGAGGUUAAAAACAGAACUGCAGAAUAUCUGUGGGCAGGGCACCAGGAGCUUCGCUCGCCCGUACGGUCAGAGGUCGUGUGCGAGAUGUCAGCGGGUUUUAGGACAGUUUUGGGACUGUGGAUAUGUGUGCUGUGGAUGCAGUCACCGCAUCUGCGACAAGUGUCGGGUCGUCCGGUCAGCGCAGGACUGGAAGUGCACCGUGUGUCACGCAUACAGGGAAUUUAAGAUCAAAUCUGGUGAAUGGUUUAUGGAACAGCAAGCAAAGAAAUUCCCUGAAGAAAACAGACACGAGACAACCGGAGACAAACUAUUACAGUCUUAUCAACAGUUCAGUUGCAUUAGAGUUGUGCCUCCAACUCCUCCGCCCUUUUAUGAAGCUCCUGUGAGAAACUCAUUUCACAGACUGGAGGACCACAAAACAUCCAAGCCCUUUACUAAAUCAAUGGGAAACCUGAUGGCGUCUGUCAGCACUCACAUAAAAAAACUCUCCAAAUCCCAGAAUGAUUUGAGUAUGGAAGCAGGUAACCUGACUGUGGUUCAUGCACUGACGCGAAACCCCGGCUGGAAGAGCCAAUCGGAGGGCGCCAUUGAUAAAGCUUCUAAUCUGUGCAAAGUUCCAAGUUUACCCACCCUGUCCCAGAAGAUGUCCAGUGGCACAGAUCAGAGCGGGUCAGCGAGCCUUACAGAUGACAAUGUGUCACACACAUCUGAAUACAGCGAUGAGCAGCGGGAAAGCAACAGCAGCACGAAUAUGGAUUUUGGGACUUUUGAAAACACAAGUAGUGUGUCUGGAGAAAUACAGGUUGCCAUCGGUUACAAGACGUCCUGUUUGGAGAUAACUGUCAAAGCCUGCAAAAAUCUGAUGUAUGGAGAUAUGAAAAAGAGGAAGUGUCAUCCGUAUGUGAACAUCUGCUUGCUCCCGAAGAAAAAUCUGACUCAAAAUAUGAAAACGACAGUCAAGACUGGAAAUAACCCAGUUUACGACGAAACGUUCAAGUGUGUUGUUGCUCGUGAGCAGCUGGUCACCUGUGUUCUUCACAUCUCAGUUUGGCACACCAGAGGACUCAAGAAGAAAGUGUUUCUGGGUGAGACGUUCAUCCGUCUGGAGAACACAGAUCAUCUGAACUCUGUCUGGUACACACUCACUCCAAAGCAGGAUCAUCCACUGGGGGGUGAUGUCGAUCUCUACACAUCACAGCUGAUACUUAAAGUCAAGUUCCUGCCACAGACUGACCCACAUACUGAUGGCACUUUAAUGGGAACACACGGGCAGCUCAUCGUUCUCAUCUGUGAUGUUUCAAAGCUGCACUCCAUGUCAAAAACUGCUUACAUUGAGGGAAUCCUUUGUCUUUCUGGAGACAGAGUGCUUGUCCAGAGAUCUCCAGCACUAAAGAAGACAGCCGUUACAAUGCAGAUGAACUUCAGCAGACUGACGCCUCAAGAUCUCCAGCAGGCCACAUUACUGUUCAGUCUGUGGGAGAGAGGCAGCUUGAGGCACGGCAAGCGUUUACUGAGAUCAGCACAACUGUGUGCAGGAUCGUCAUGGCAACAGCUGCACCAGAUGCCAGGUGUGUGGAAUGACUACAUUCUCCCGCUACAUGAAGAGACAUCAUAACACAAAGUCUCAGAUACAGAUGUGUUUAAAUAUACUCAAUAAUAUCCUGAUGCCCGUUUCAUCAAUCAACCAAUUUUUUUUAUUUUUAAUGACAUAUU